Molecule: messenger RNA, 646 nt
Organism: Haplochromis burtoni (Burton's mouthbrooder)
Lineage: Eukaryota; Metazoa; Chordata; Actinopteri; Cichliformes; Cichlidae
Gene: cartl
Product: cocaine- and amphetamine-regulated transcript-like
Exons: 3
Coding region: 119-439 (106 amino acids)
Biological process (GO): positive regulation of MAPK cascade; adult feeding behavior; cellular response to starvation
Molecular function (GO): neuropeptide hormone activity
Source: RefSeq, a predicted model, not a curated record
GGUCCGGAGGGUGGAGGGAGAGUCACCUGUGGACCUGCUGCGACACUGUGCUCCUCAGCCUCUAAUCUGCUGCCUCCCACUGGGACCUCCGCCCUCCCGCUUCACCGCCACCAGCACCAUGGAUAGCUCCGGGAUGCUCCGCGGACUGCUGCUCGUCGGCCUGCUGUCCGUCCUGUGCCACGGCCAGGCAUCACGGGAAGUCUCCGCAGAAGACUUUGGAGAGAAGAAACAAGAAGCAGCUGUAGACAGAGACCUGCUAGAGGCACUGGACGUGCUCCUGGGCAGAAACCAUAAUCAAGUCUCCCCUGAGAAAAGAGGAAGCAUCCCACUGUGCGGGUUGGGGAACCGGUGUGCCAUGAAGUACGGGCCUCGCAUCGGGAAGCUCUGCGACUGUGGAAGAGGAGCCAACUGCAACUCCUACCUCCUCAAGUGCAUCUAAACCGCCCAGGGCUCUCCUUUAGUUUGUCACCUCUGCAGGGCCAAACACAUCCUUCAGCACAGCUCCCAUAAACCAACCCUUUCAUUUAUAGUCAUAGCUGUUGUUAAACAGUUGUCGCCUGAGGAUAAGCAUGGAUUUUGUACUGCUGACAGUACUGAAUAUGUUGUGUUUAAUGUAAAUGUUUCAUCUUCAAUAAACACGUCAACA